AUGGCAUCUGCUGUCCCUUAUGAUCCUGAAGAUGAGGUGGAUGACAUCUUACAUAACAAUCCCUUCGAAGAGCCUUCUAAUACCAAUAAUCAUGUGGAUGAUAUAUACACCAAUGAUUCACACACUACUAUUGAAACAACAAAACCAGAUAAUGCUAUUAAUGAUGAUGAAGCGACUCAACCCAAGCAAAUGGAAUCUGAAGAAACCAAGAAGAAGAACGCUGAGAAACAGCAAGAAAUAUUGAAGAAGCUGAUACCUGAAAGAUUUGAACAAAAGGAUAAGUAUAAUGUGGUUAUUAAAGUGAUUGGUCUCGAGAGAGUUGGUUCUCUCAGCAACAAAAAGGAAAAUCCCACAAUAAUAUUUGAAGUCAAUACAAAUUUACCAACAUUUAGAAAAAAAAAUCAUAAAAAUGUGAGGAAAAGCCUUGACGAGUUUAGGAAUUUGUUCAAGUACCUGAAUGCAACACUCUCUGAAUCAUUCAUCCCUUCCUUACCUGCGCCUUUUACAAAUUAUGGGAUUAAUACAAAGGAGGACUAUAAGAAGACCGUGAAUAACUUCCAAGUAUGGUUUUUCAGACUAUGUGCAAACCCACUAAUAAUACGCAAUGAAGAGCUCGCUUUCUUUAUUGAAAGUGACUUUGACACUUAUUAUCCAGUGAACCAGUAUAAAUCACCAGUAUCUGGUCUUAAGAGGAAGACAAUGAAACAAUUUGCACCACCUUAUGACGAGUACACUGAAUUAGCUGAGUUCAGGCCGCUUGUGAAGUCCAUUUACAGUAUAUGUGACUCAAUUCAAGAGAGGCUCCUCAAGGCCAGUCGUGCUCGCAAACUCAUGGUCCAGGAUGAGAAUCUCUUUGGUAAGUGCUUUGAACAGAUCGAUGACAAAAAUGUGUUGUACAAGAAGUACGGCCGGGUGAUGACAGCUGUAGGGGACAUUGAUAGUAUUAUCGCUAGUAUGGACAUGGCGACAUUCUAUGAUGGUCUCACAUGGAUUGUGAGAGAUACGUAUGUAGUCAAGGAGGCUCUAACAAACAGACACUUCUUAAUGCGGGAGUUAUUAAAUGCUCAAGCUAAUACCAAGAACAGACAAGAGCAAGUUCGCAAGACCCGGACGAAAAGAGACAGCAACCCAAUAAAAGUUGAAGAGACCACCCGAAACAUGAAAUUGGCACAUCAGUAUGAGGCAGAUGUCAGCCAGAAACUUAACAGAGUGACCCAGAACAUGCUUAUUGAGAGGAAUGAGUGGCUCAGUUGGUAUGACAAAUGGCUCAAGAGUUGCAUUAGGAGUUAUGUGCUGAAAAGAAUUGAAUAUGAGCGGAAGAAAUUAGCACUGUUGGAGAGAGUAAGGAUAGAUGUCAGAAAGGCUGAUCCUCGCGGUGGUCUUUCCAGGCUCGGAAGAGAAAACGUAAGCGACAGGACGGAGGUGUCACAAAGUCUAGAAGGUGACAGCUGGGCUGGCGAAAGAAGGAUACGUAACGACAACGACUUGAAGAAAUUACUAAACACAGAGUUUGAUGAAACCCUCGAGCGCGCUGAACAGAAAACCAACGGGGAAACCACCCUCGACGCCCGCAACGCUGCAUCACUCCUAGGUGUCACAACGUUCUAG
Nakaseomyces glabratus is the source of this 1608-nucleotide messenger RNA. It is a transcript of the gene VPS17, whose product is annotated as retromer subunit VPS17. Gene Ontology annotation, cellular component: retromer complex; retromer, tubulation complex; endosome. Gene Ontology annotation, molecular function: phosphatidylinositol-3-phosphate binding. Gene Ontology annotation, biological process: retrograde transport, endosome to Golgi; intracellular protein transport. Lineage: Eukaryota; Fungi; Ascomycota; Saccharomycetes; Saccharomycetales; Saccharomycetaceae. The record is from RefSeq and is a predicted model, not a curated record.